This is a messenger RNA of Petromyzon marinus (sea lamprey), 4075 nucleotides long. RefSeq names its product DENN domain containing 11 (gene DENND11). The record is from RefSeq and is a predicted model, not a curated record. Lineage: Eukaryota; Metazoa; Chordata; Hyperoartia; Petromyzontiformes; Petromyzontidae. Gene Ontology annotation, cellular component: cytoplasm.
UCUGUAUGAGAUAGUGUUUCCCCCUUGCAUGCGUGGGGUUUCUCCGAGUACUCCGGUUCCCUCGCACAAGUAAACACUACUGUAAUUUAUUGGCCGAUAACACCUUCGUAUAUAGAGGACCGCAGAGCUUGGGUGGAAAUUGUUGGUAGCACCAGCUCCUCAGCGCGUGGCUGCUGCUGCCUUCCUGCUCAUAUGUGGUUCCUCCUCCUCGCGCCUCUGAGUCCUCUCGCUCUAAGAGAGCGAGGAGCGGCUACCGUGCGCUGCAUUACAAGCCGAGAUGAGAAUGUAAAUCAGCGUUGGCCGUUAUUGGCGACUGCACCGUACAUUGCGGUAAAUCCCCUGCACCCGUGCUCCGGACAUGGACACGAGUAGCAAGGGACACAACUCAAACACCCUUCUCCCUUCACACGCACACUCAGCGUUCUCCGUUUCCAGGGCGGUUUGCAGAGCCCAUCCAAAAGUCUGCCCGGCGAACGCCUCCUCCUUCUCAUCACAACCCCCCAGCCCCCCGUGACGGACAUCACUCCCGACGGACACGAAACGCUCCUCUGAGCGAGCCAUCUCUGUCGAGUCAACCAGCGCACGAGGCUAUCGCUUUGCGACGUGACGCGGCGUCGAUUGCAGGGUACCGUUCGCGUUGCAUUGAGCUCGUUACGUGAGCGAGAGUGAAGAAGGACUGAAGGGAAGGAGGGAGCGAGGUGAACGAACCCGAUUUCUGGGCGCGGCACUUCCCCGAGUCUCGCUCCAUGAGGAGGUUUCGCCUCUGUUUUGGCAACGCGACUCGGCGCGACGCCCACAUCCCAGGCAGUUCCUUACCCCCCCCCCGUUCCCCUUCCUUCCCGGAGCCGUGAUUACGAAGAUGGACGUGGGCACAGACAGCGAGGGCGCCUUGCUCCUUGCGGAGGAGGAGGACGAGGACGAGGCGGUGAGGCGGGCGGGCGAGGAGACGCUGCCGGGCCCGGGCGAGGUGGAGGCGGCGCUCGUCACGGCCGCCUUCGUGGCCACGUUUGACGCGCGGACAGGGAACGGGCUGGAGUGGUGCGCGCCUCACGAUGCAGCCCUGGUCGGUAUUGAGUUCAAGGCCAUCGCGAGUGGAGCUCACAACAUCACUUCUGACUUCACGUAUUUCCGAACGGACAGCGCCUUUGGGUUGGCUCACUUCCACAGCCGGCGCGUGGACAGUGGCCCAGAGCGUGGCGUCCGUGUCAAGUCUGUGGGGGCCCUGUCCCCCAGCUACGCCACCCUCGCCUUGCACUCGGCCUUCCUCCAGGAGCAAGUCAGGAGGCAGCUUGACGAGCCAGGGCAAUACGAAGCGCUCUCAGAGUUCUAUGAGCAAUACCGAGCAGUGCUGCCCUUCACCACCGAGCUCCCCACCACCCAGCUCCCCUCAAGCCAGCUCCCCUCAACCCGCACGCCACUCUCCUGGGAUCGUCCUCUACUGCAGGGCCACCAUGCAGGGUGCCUCUCCCGGCUUGUGAGCUGCUUCGGGCCAAGCGUGUUCUGCCUCUGGAAGUUGGCUCUCCUGCGCAAGAGGAUGCUGCUCUACUCGCCGCCCCCGGUGGGCGGCACGUGCCUCCACGUGCUCUGCUGCUGCUGCCUGGGGAGCCACGGCCAGGCUGGGCUGGGCGCCGUGCCGCCCCUCAAGCCGCUCUUCUACGUCAGCGUGGCCGACAUCGGUUCGCUGGAGUCGGAGGUUACCUACAUCGCGUGCACGACAGAGAAGGUGUUUGAAGACAAGACGGCACUGUACGACGUGUACGUUGACCGGCAGAGCCUCCGCUCGCACCACAGUCACCUGCAGGGCCUGCUAGCACCUACACGUGCCGACCAAAGCCGCUACCAACAGCUGGUGAUGCAGAGGGAGGUGGUCUCGACGGGUCGGGAUGGAAGCCAGAACCUCGACAACGGAUUCUUUCUAACAUUCUUCCGGGAGCUGAAUUCACGCGUGCUGGGCUCGCUGGUGCGCCUGGCGGUCAGCGGUGUCCGCGAAGUCACCGAGUCGGACGUGUGCCACAUGGGCCUCGACCCCGUGGCUGACCGACUCUUCUUGGCCGAUCUCAUCGACCUCUACGCUAUCAAUGUCACCAUCUCCGCCGACAACCCCUGCUGCCCCUAGGCCUGCGUGUGCUGCACCAGACAACGGAUGUCGCAUAGGUUCGAUUCCCAAUUCGUCUUCGUGUGGAGUUUGUAUGUUCUCCCCUUACUCUGCAUGGGUUUCCUCUGGAUUCAGUUUCCUCCCAUCGCAAAAAAAACAUACAAUGUAACUAUUGGCCAAUUGCCUAAUGCUGAAAAAUUACCUGCAGGUUAUCACAUUGAGAUUGUGCAUAGCAACAUCACCCCCUACUUCAAAAACUUGUCAGAAUGGUCCUGAAAGUAUUGAGACUCAGUGAGGCAUAAAUACAAAAUAGGCUCAAGCAUGUGCAGUCGGAGUCUCCACACGCAACCAACGGUUGUGUGGCCCAAACGGCGAGGUCCCUGCCUAGUACUUGAUUUUUAUGAUUAACACAGCAGCUGAGCACAGGCCCAGUGACUUAGAUUGUCCAGUGGCCUAGCACACUCAGCUGCUCAGCCCCCCCCCACCCCCCCGAGUCCCUGCUCUGGCGGCCGGGAAGAUGAGUGACGGGACGAAUCGCUCCAUUCCAGAUGUCCAAGUGGCCUCGACAUCGCAGGUGGCAUCCGUCUGCACGUCUAGAGUGUGGAGGGGAAGGGUCUUCAGGACGCCUCGCUCUGCGGGGUACGGGCCGGGAGGCAGGGAAGGCAGGUCCAAGGCACCUGGAUGCCUUGCCAACGAGAUGUUCCAUCGUAAGAGAUUACCUGCGUGAAAUAUUUUAUUUAACGAAAAAUCAAAGGCAGCUAGUGUUUCAAAGGCAGCUUACAGAGUUUCUACUUUUCACUUGGUGCUUAUUGUAGAGAUUCACAAUGAAAUAUAAUUUAGAUUUUCACACACGCACCCAGCUCAUUACCCCAACGCAGAAGUUGGCAGUGCUCUGAGCCCAGUGUAUUACUCCCAAUGACCUCCUCUCCACGUAUUUAAAUGCUGCCCCGAGCACGAACCACCAAGGUGUUUUCUGAUGCGGCAGAUGUCACGUCAGUUCUCAAGACUUAAAGAUAAGGGGCUCUGUACACCGCUACACCGUUCCAUGCACUUGCGAGCGCUGAUUCAGAUUCAGCACGAGUUUUGGAUUGAAAUAUUUCAGAUUUAAAGUUUUCUCGGAAGUUCUCGGAUGGUUCUGGAUUAUGUUAAGGUCUGUAUUUACGUGUCACAAUGGCGAUAUCACUUGAUGCCACGUGCCACCAGUUUUAGCAGGAAAACAGCGGAAGUGACGCUGUGAUACCGGCAUUGUCACUUUCCUUUCAGAAUAAUCCGAAUCGACGUUUUUUUUUGGAUCGUCUCAAGUAUCACAUCUUGGCCUGAUCCUGAGAUAUUUUUGAUUCAUCUGAAAAUCUGGAGCUCACGACUGGUUUGGAUGCUCUGGCUGAGCAUGCACACUGUGCAGCUGGCAGAGGCUGCGGCACUCGGGUGACCGUAAUCACCAAGUGUUGUGCUCGACUGACAGCUCCCGUGCCGUAAUUACCCGCCCUGCCACUGCUGGAACAUGCAUUAGCACCAAACCAAUUUGCACUCUCUAAACCACGACCUUGCUCAAGCAAUUAAAUCUUUAAAUAUUCAUACAUUUAUUUUCUUGAUACAAAUUGUACAUUUUAUUUCACGGAAACCUUCGUUUAGAUAAAGUAUUUGGUGACACCGCAUUAGCAGUGGUGCACAAGCACAAAUAACAACACUUUACCACCCACUCAGUACAGAAUCUUAACAGUUUUAUACAGCAAGGUGGCCUCACACGUGCAGUUUCCUGACACGGACAAAGACGUGUCAAGCAUCAUGCUGUUGCAUCAAUCAUGACCUUAAAAGGAAUGGAGCUGAAUUCACACCAGCUGCACGGUUUGUCACCUUUUACCCGUGUCGUGUUUCUAAACACUGGGUCAUGCAACCACCGUCCUUCGAUAUGCUGCACAUGAGUUUCAGAAAUGACGUCAUUCCCUGUAAUUUCCCAAAAUAAAAUGCUGCACGACCUCA